CACACACACACACACACACACACUCACACUCACACUCACAGUCAGUGAACUCCGCGUGCGUCUCUCGCGCUGUGAUAGUCAGUCUCGCGCUCGGCGCGUCUGGAGAAACAGCAGCGCAGCGCGCUUCCUUGAGAAGCGAUGUGAUUGACCUGCUCUUCUUUUAGGAGGAACCGACGCUUCGAGACAGUAGGAGAACCGAACCGGACCGAACCGACCCGAACACUUCCACUGCGCGUGCGACACGCGCCGGACGCGGAGCGAUGGAUUCCUCAGCUCUGCGCUCGCGGGAAUACACAGAUGCGCUGUGGACCUUGUCCUUGAGCUCUUGCAGCUGUGACUGAACAGAAACUCCUUCAACGCCGACCGCCGUUCUUCCUCUCUAUCUCUUCUCACGCUCUCCAUGGCUAAUCUUCUGAGCUAUGUUUUGUUCCUGGCGCUCCGGACGUUCGCUGCCCCGCCGGAGUCCAUCCAAGUGUGGCCCGGGGGAUUGACGCCGGCCCCGGGAGAUCUGGGCAACGAUACGGUUGGCCCUUCUUUAGUCCCCCCUCCAGGAACCAGCAAACACGCUCCGCACAGCAUCAUCAUCGGCGUGCGGAAAGGAGGCACCAGAGCGUUGCUGGAAAUGCUGGAUAUCCAUCCCGAAGUAGCAGCGGCGGCCACCGAAGUUCACUUCUUCGACUGGGACGAGAACUACGCCAAAGGCUUCGAAUGGUACCGGGACCAAAUGCCCUAUUCGUACCCAAAUCAGAUCACCGUGGAAAAGACGCCGGGGUACUUCACGUCUCCGGUGGCGCCUGCGCGGAUCCACGCCAUGAACGCUUCCAUCAGACUCUUGCUGAUCCUGAGAGACCCGACGGAGAGAGUCAUAUCGGACUAUACGCAAGUCUACUUCAACCGCUUGGAGAACCACAAACCCGUACAGGCCAUCGAGAACAUGCUAGUCAAGAACGGCGCGCUAAACACGCGCUACAAAGCCAUCCAGCGCAGUCUUUACGACGUCCACAUGAGGAACUGGCUCCAGCAAUUUCCUCUGGAGCAGAUCCACAUUGUGGACGGGGAUACGCUUAUCCAUGACCCCUUACCGGAGCUCCAGCGAGUCGAACGCUUCUUGCAUCUGCCGCCUCGGAUCGUGGCGUCCAACUUCUAUUUUAACCAGACCAAAGGCUUCUACUGCAUUCGCAGUGACGGCCAUGAGCGAUGCCUGCACGAGUCGAAAGGACGGCCGCAUCCGCCUGUUAACAGCACUGUGCUGCGACAGCUGCGUUUGUACUUGCGCCAACACAAUCGGAACUUCUACCGGCUCAUAGGACGCACCUUUAACUGGCAGUAGUGGGAGGGGCUGGAAUUAGCCAAUCACAGCCCAGCUGAGGGACUGAUUGACAGCUGAUGGACCGUACAAACCACUCCCCCUCGGACACGUCUCUUAAAUGCCUUCGGACUGCUUUUAAAGGGAGAGUUCACCCAAAAAUUCGAAUUCACUGUUAAGUCACUCUCCCUCA
This is a messenger RNA of Sinocyclocheilus grahami, 1499 nucleotides long. RefSeq names its product heparan sulfate glucosamine 3-O-sulfotransferase 1-like. NCBI's taxonomy places the organism in Eukaryota, Metazoa, Chordata, Actinopteri, Cypriniformes, Cyprinidae. The record is from RefSeq and is a predicted model, not a curated record. Bases 401 to 1330 code for a protein of 309 amino acids. The transcript has 2 exons. Gene Ontology annotation, molecular function: [heparan sulfate]-glucosamine 3-sulfotransferase activity.